Molecule: messenger RNA, 1831 nt
Organism: Monomorium pharaonis (pharaoh ant)
Lineage: Eukaryota; Metazoa; Arthropoda; Insecta; Hymenoptera; Formicidae
Exons: 5
Coding region: 405-1793 (462 amino acids)
Biological process (GO): positive regulation of flagellated sperm motility
Cellular component (GO): non-motile cilium; sperm midpiece
Source: RefSeq, a predicted model, not a curated record
UAAAUUAACACGUUUUGUCAUACGUAGUUUAUGAAAAAAUUUAAAUUAAAUAAUAAUGAAACGCGGCGAACAUUAUAAAUCCGAUCGAUAUAAUUAUUAUACGAUUACAGUUUUAAUACAAAUGUCGACUUUUAUUAAUUGCCGUGUAACACGUGUUACCGGUUCGGCGCACGGAUUCUUCUUUUGGAGCGUUUCUCAUCUCAUCGGGAUUCGAGCCAUCUUAAUUUACCGAUAACGUAUCACGUAUGGAAAAACCGGACUCAACAUCAGUCACGGUAUAUCGUGUGCGAAACAAGACACAGUCGAUUCGCGACGCGAGGUUAACUUAUUAUCAACGAUUAAUGUUCCAACAAGGUCGAUGGUUGCGAUAUAAUUUGUAUAUGACCAUCUUCCGUGAUUAAUUUAUGGAUCGAAAACGACAGGAUCGUCGUAUUACCGCCGAAAAGAAAUACAUAAUCUGCGAUUGUCCCGUAUUACAUUUGAACGAGGUGGAAAAAUGUCGCCGAAUAAAUGCGGAUUAUACUAUAGAAAAGCUACGAGAACUCGUAUCGGAUCCUGUUACCAACAAUCAUGUCGCACGAAUAUCGCGACUUUUGUCCGAUUAUCUACUUGAGAUUGGCAACAACGGUUACCCAGUCAAACACCUGCCGGCUGUAAUGAAGGUGCUAGAAUUUCUAGCUUGGAAGAUCAAGGAAGUCAACGACUAUCGGGUGCAUCUGAACAGGAUGUUGCAGUUAUGCAGUCAACCGCCUUUGCUGAAACAAACUUCCGAGUGUCUCGUUAGCUCCGUUGUAAUGGAGCAUUAUUUUACGUUGCUAGGUCAUCUUCUAACAAUUUUGCCUGAUGAGGAAGACGUUCAACGGAUUCAUCAGGCUCUUGAUUGUUUAUUAAUCAAGCGGACAAAACUGACAAACGUCGCGGCAGUAAAAUUGGAUUUUUGUCGUCAAACUAUGGAGAAUUCCAGGUUGCCAAUUAUCAUCGUCGAAUUGCUGAAAGCUACCAUGCCGAAAAUGUAUCCGAAAAUUUUAGAACUAGCCUACAUGCUCGCCUCCAUCUCGAAUAAAUGUUGUUACAGAAUGCUAGAGGCUGGCAUACUGAAUACGCUGUUCACCAGGAUGGACCUUCCUUACGCAACGCAGCUGCGCUGUACCAGACCGCCAGACUUACCUCUCGAGGGAGAGGAAUAUCCGUGGGACACUAUGCUUUUGAUAAUGAAACUUUCGUGGUGCCUCAUGGGAUCGGUGCUAUCUCCGAAAAUGCCAUCAAAACACCUGAAAGAUCUCCCAUCGCCCAAGCAAUGCGCCAUGUGGAGCUUAAGGUAUUCCUUCAAGCGGCAGAUACUUCGCGGUCAAUAUUGCGCCGUCAAUUUAAGGAUAAGAAACGACAUCGCCGCAUUGAUUCUCGCUGGAAUCGUGGCUUUACCUUCGUGGGAUCUUGUUAGCAGUGGUAUCGCGGAGGAUAUCGUCAAUCUUUUGUCUGCAAUUGAAUCUGGCACUACUAAAAUAUGGACGGAAAAUGUAAAGUUCUCCGACAACUAUGAGGAUCUCUUCUUUAAAAGGACUCUGCUGAUAAUUAUCGCUCACCUCGCCGAUAUCGACAUUUAUGUCUUUGUGAUGAAGAAAGCGAUGAUUAUGCCAAUUAUUCUUCGAAUUAUUAAAUUUUGCAUGAACGAUAAACGGGAUAAAGGAUAUUCUCCAUCGUUAAUUCUUUUAGAGCAUGCGAUGUAUAUCUUGUCAUUGUUAGCACCACGAAUAGAGGUGGAAUUUGUGAAACGGAGAGGCACUUUUACGUAAAAAAAACGAUAAACAUGAAAAAUGAAUCGGAUUUUAAU